Molecule: messenger RNA, 3772 nt
Organism: Orussus abietinus
Lineage: Eukaryota; Metazoa; Arthropoda; Insecta; Hymenoptera; Orussidae
Gene: Gcna
Product: dentin sialophosphoprotein
Exons: 10
Coding region: 363-3401 (1012 amino acids)
Cellular component (GO): nucleus
Source: RefSeq, a predicted model, not a curated record
AAUAUUUGAAUAUGAUGUAUCUUCCGUAGACUCUUUGAUGAUAAUAUUGAAUUUUUUAAGGCAAUAGAAUUAUUAUUUUUAAGAGAAUGGGUAAUAUGAGAGAUUUUAAGUUCACGCGGGGGUUUUAUCACGUCUGCACUUUUUUAGACAUUUGACUUGUGUUCUGUUAAGAAUAACGUAUUUCAAUUUCACCUUGCUCUGUUUGUUUACCAUUAAAUUCGAGGCUGAUUCACUUUGCAAGAAUUAUUGUUAAAGGGGAUAUUAUAAACAGAGAAACAAACAAAUUUUAAACAAGACGAAACCUCAUUUGAUGUGAACGAAAAAGAACUUUUGAUAAAAGAUAUAAAUCACUUUUGAGAAUUAUGAACGAUAUGGAGAAAGAAAAGUCAGUUGCCGAUUUAGAAAGAGACCCAUGUCAUAUGGUUGAAAGAAAUGGCAUCCCUAAGAGAGAUUUAACUGAAUCUCAAAGUUUUAGACUGAGAUUGUCCGAUAGUUUAAUGACUGUUGACGAUACCUAUGAUGGUGAUAAUAAAAAUGAUUAUAAGAAUCAUAGGCAGACUCAAGAUGAUAGUGUUGUUAUAAUUAGUGACUCCAGCGAUGAGAAUACCUCUGAUAAUUCAGGCUGGCGGAAGUGGUGUUACAGUCAACCAGUGUCUACAAAUGUUGAUAAAAAUAAGAAAAGGUUACCAAGUGCUUACAUUUUACAAUCAUCAGAUAGUAGUGAUUUAGAUUAUAAUAAGAAGUCAUCUAUGACAGAUCUAAAAAAUGGAGGCAAAACUAAUUUAACAGAAAGUCAAGAAAUCAUGUACACAGGAAUAGAUAAAGCUACAAAAACUAAUAAACAGCUUUCAGUAUAUGAUUACAUUGAUUCUGAAUCGGACAUAAAUCUUCAAAAUAUAUGUUCCAUAUCUAAAAAAUCAAAUUCAAUUGAAAGUUCAUAUAUUAGCCCAACUCAAGAAAGAAACAUUACCAUUCGUAAUAUCAAAACUAAUGUUAAUAGAAGUAAUGAACAUUGGACUAGCAAGAAAAGUGAGAUUGAAAGUAUCCCUAUUAUUUCACAUCACACAGAGAAAAAUAAUUAUGUCAUAAAAAAAGCAUUACCUAAAAGUAAAGAAACACUUCUGGAAAGUUCAUGUGACAGUCGUACUUCGAGUUCAACCAGUUCCAAUAAAAAUACAAAUGAAAAAUCAUUAAAGCAGACAAAUUCAAUAUUUGCUAGAAAAAAAGAUUUUAAAGUUAAAAGAAUUGUCAAACCUACUCUAACUGUUUACCCAUCACCAACAGUAUCAAAAGAGAUUGAUGAGAGUGAUACCGUAGAAUCUGUAUAUAGUGACGAGGAAGGAUUAUAUCCGACUCAUUCCUCUGAUGAGAGAGAAAAAAAUGAAAUUGUUAAUAAAUAUCAUAAAGUAAUCAACGAAACAGAUACAGGAUCUGAUAAUGAAAUCGGAGGGUCACAAAUAGAAAUAUCGAAGCCUUUAAAAACACAUAUUAGUCGAUUUUUUGAAACUCCGACUCAUGAUCGAGGAUACAGUAGUUUAUCUGAACACAAAAAAAACGAAAUUUCGCGUUGGAUUUUGAAUAACUGUCCAGAAUUAAAAAAUGAUAGCUCUACGAGCCAUAUCUCUGAAAGCAAUCAGAAUAGCACUAACUCUGGAAAUAGUAGUUUGGAGAGAUUAGAAAUGAAUUAUGAAACACCAAAUAAUAGGAACCGAUUGCCAAAGGUAUUUACUACUGCAAAUGUAAAUAUUGAUUCAAGAUUUGAAAGACCAGAUCAUUUGUUCCAGCCAUCUGUUCGCCAACUUACGUUAGACAAGAUAUGGUCAAAGGCUACUGAUGUUAAACGGGGUUUUCAAACGCCAGUAGAUUAUACCGAAAAAAAAUCUGAGCCAUCUAGACUUCCGAAUUCAAAUCAUCAAGAUGUUACUCCUAGUUCAGGUACUCCUGAGGUAAAUGAACAGGCUGAUUUAAUGAAGUGUGCCAAUAUAUUGGACAAGUUAUAUGGCAGAGAGUGGAGAGCGAAAGCUAAUAAAAUGCUUCCAAUGACAGAACCUAAGAAGUCAGUAGUUUUAAAAAGAGACAAAGGAAUUCAAACGGAGAGGAGAAUAACUUCAAAAUCAAAAAAUCCCAAGAAAAAAGUUAUUGAGAGUGAUAGCGAGGAUGAAUUUGACAUAUUUGUUAAAAAUGUAACACCAGGACUCAAUUCUACAAAAAAGCAAGAUAGAAAUUCUAUUCGGUGGAGAAACAAUUUCAUUAAUGAUGAAUCCUCGAGUGACAGUACUUCUGGCACCAAUUAUUAUACCGCAUUGACUCAUAUUAGAGAAUCAGACGUUAAAUCGCUAUCAAAAUCUACUCCAGUAUCAGCUUCAACAAUAAGAGCUAGAACAAUUUGCGAUCCCGAUACAGAAGAUGAAGAUACAGGUUCCCAAAAGAACUAUGACAAUAGAAGACAGUUAUUUUUCAGUGAAGAUGAAAGUAACUCCAGUACUAGCGAAUACGAUCCAGGUGACGAAAUACCACUGAAAGAACCCGUAAAAAAAUCCUCUACCAGGAUACCACUACAUAAGGCAUCAACGUACACGUCGUCAACAUAUAAAUCCAAUGUAAAAAAGAAAACCUUUUUAGAAUCUUUAUCUGCAUCAGUGCCAUUGGAGAACGCUCAUUCUGAUGCUAAGCCGUAUAGGCUUAAUUUUAAAAACAAUAAGGAAGAGUUAUGUAAACAUUUGUUUAAAUUAUACAACGAAAAGAUUUUUGAUAACAAGUUACCAAAAGAUAUGGUCAUUGAAUGGAAUGUUCGAAUGCGUGGCACUGCUGGCUUUUGUUAUAAUAAAAAAUCAAUCAAAACGCUCGGCAAUGUAACAAGAUCAUCUAGAAUAGUGUUAGCAACCAAGAUUUUAGAUAGUCCAGAUAGAUUAAGGGAUACGUUAGUGCAUGAAAUGUGUCAUGCUGCAGCUUGGUUAAUUAACGCCGUCUCUGAUGGUCACGGACCAUUUUGGCGAGGAUGGGCCAACAAAGCGAUGAAAAUGUUUCCCGAAUUACCAACCAUAAAACGUUGUCACGAUUAUAAAAUUAAGACGAAGUAUACAUAUAGAUGUACAAAAUGCGGUUACAGUGUCGGAAGACAUUCCAAAUCAUUGGAUAUUGAACGAAAACGAUGUGGGCACUGUUAUGGAAAAUUCGAGUUAUUAAUAAAUCGAACAACUAAGUCUGGUACUGUGCAAAUGCAAACGCCGACGUCGAAAGGCCCCUCGGGAUUUGCCCUGUACGUGAAAGAGAAUUACCACUCGGUAAAGAAGGAUCGUCACUCUUUGAAACACGGCGAAGUAAUGAAAAUUCUAGGUCAGCAAUUUUCGGCUAUUAAAAUUAAAAAACGAGACGAAAACGUUAACGACGAAUCCCCUUAACAGCCACAAAGUUGUUCGCCUGGCAUACAUUUUCAGCCCACUGUAACAGAUUCUCGUCGACAAAGUGUUCUUAAACUGCCUACGCAUAGAUUUUGUAUGACGCUGUAUAUACAUAUAUUAGAGAAUAAGCAUGAAUUAGCGUAAAUAAUGAAUUUUCCGUUGCAGGCAUUGGAAUGCACGUUAGUUCGUACAAAACUCGGACGAGACAGAGACAGUAACGGUAGACUUUUCCACACGAUUCUACUUCCCCUGACCUCUGUUCACCUAUCAUUUUUACAAUCACCUAUCAUAACCAUACCAGCGACAGUAAAUACUAAAAUGACUGAAACAAUAUACUCAAUGUAUUCUUAAAUAUAUUAUCGUUAUUUUCA